AUGGCGGAGACCACGCGGCCUGCAGGCUGCCAAGCAACGCAACAGGGCUUACUGACCAGCCUAGAACAAAUAUUUACGAACUUCUGGCUCAAAAUGGAACAUAGGCUGCGGCAGGGAAGUCUGCAGAAAUCUGCAUCAAGCAGUGCACCCCACCGCCCACCGCAAGACCCACAGCAACAACUCACAGCCCUGGUGUGGCCCAAAAUGGCGGGAAGGCGGCAGAGGGCCAGACCGGCAUCCCACCGACACAGAGCGGCGAAAAGGAGAAUACUACUGAAACCAAGCUCCAUCAUGCCCAGAACACCCUCCGUACUGGGGGCAACCAUGCCUCAGCUAAAUGGCUCACCUCAAAGACACCCAUCACGCCCGGAGAUUCAUCGCAUCGAAACACCACCACACGGGCACCCAUGGCGGGUCGCUGCACAGCCCCAACAAGGUAUCGGACGAAUCGCCAAAAGCGCAUUACACCCCUGA
Messenger RNA from Pelobates cultripes (western spadefoot toad), 474 nucleotides. Lineage: Eukaryota; Metazoa; Chordata; Amphibia; Anura; Pelobatidae. The record is from the annotation of a GenBank genome assembly.